CUUUAUAAGUUUAUCCAUCUCUUUUUCCAUUUCACAUAAACUUCUUUUGCUAAUUCUCAGCCAUGGUUUUCAAUAAAGAGAUUGCUCGUUUUGCUGUUGGUGUUAUUGGGAACAUUAUUUCACUCAUCUUAUUUCUGUCACCUUUGCCAACAUUUGUUCGAAUAUGGAAGAAGAAAUCUGUGGAGCAGUUUUCACCAGUUCCAUACCUUGCCACAUUUGUAAACUGUGGUCUUUGGGUACUCUAUGGAAUACCACUUGUACAUCCACACAGCAUCCUAGUUGUGACCAUAAAUGGGACAGGACUUGCUAUUGAAGUUGUGUACUUGAUGCUAUUUUUGUUGUACUCUGAAAGGCCAAAAAGGAUGAAAAUAUUCCUUAUUAUUGUUGGUGAGAUUAUUUUCUUGGCUUCACUUGCCAUACUUGUUCUAACCCUUGUCCAAACGCACAAAAAAAGAUCUAUUAUCGUGGGUAGCAUUUGCAUGGCGGGCAACAUUUUCAUGUAUGCUUCUCCUCUGGCUAUCAUGAAAUUGGUGAUGACAAGCAAAAGCGUGGAGUUCAUGCCCUUCUUGCUUUCCCUAUUCUCUUUUCUGAAUGGUGUUAGUUGGACUACUUAUGCCCUCAUUCGACUGGAUGCCUUCAUUCUUGUAUUUGUGGUUACAAAGGACAUUCAAUGGAGGAUUGUUACAGAAUAAUAGGUUAUCCACCAAAUUUCAAAAGUAAGGAGGGCUCAAGCCUUCUGCUAGUUAUUCCACAACCACAAAUGCUGAGUCCACUUCUGAAGAACAACAUACAUGUGGAUAUUACUUUACAAAAAGGCAAUACAGAAAGUCAAUACCAACAGUUGCUGAACAAGCUUGAUAAGACUACUAUCAAUUAUUGCACCUCAAUCACGGCAGGUAUGGCUGCUCUUUUGUCCAAUUCACAUGACUGGAAAGUAGACUCAGGAGCCUCACACCAUAUCAUAUCUUGUAAAGAGCUUUAACAACAACUAAAAGCCUAGGAUAUUAUCAAAGUAGGAAAGUGCAGUUACUUACUGGUGGUAGAUGUCAUAUUGUAAACACAGAAAAUGCCAGAUAUUCGCAGAUCAGAGAAUUCAAGAUUUCUACAAGUUUCUGAAUUCAAAUUCAGCUUGCUCUCAGUGUCUAAGAUAACCAGGGAGUUGAAGUUUUCAGGGACUCUUUACUAGCAAGAUGAUGGGAAUUGGUAGAAGAAAGGAUGGACUCUAUAUCAUAAGAGAAGAAGUGAAGCCUGCAGUGAGAGCAACAGUUUAAAAACAGAUGACAGUGGAGUACUUGGCAUUUGAGAUUGUGACAUCUUUCUAUUGGAGCAAUGAAAUACAUACCAUCAAUAUGCCAUCCAGUUUAUUCCAGUAUCUUGAAUAACAAUGAGAAUUGUCCUUUGCGAAAUAACAUAGAUUAAAUUUUUUUACCAGCAAGGGUCGUUUGGUGGCUGGUUAAAGUUAUGGAGGUAUUAGUAAUAUAUGAAUUAGUUUUGAGAAAAUUUAUGUA
Molecule: messenger RNA, 1508 nt
Organism: Lycium ferocissimum
Lineage: Eukaryota; Viridiplantae; Streptophyta; Magnoliopsida; Solanales; Solanaceae
Product: bidirectional sugar transporter SWEET4-like
Exons: 5
Coding region: 63-692 (209 amino acids)
Biological process (GO): carbohydrate transport
Cellular component (GO): membrane
Molecular function (GO): sugar transmembrane transporter activity
Source: RefSeq, a predicted model, not a curated record